AAUAACUCGGCACGUGGCUUGUGCCGUGCGAGCUCGUCAGCGAAGGCUCUCAGACGCACAGCUGAGUGCCUCCCCCCCUGUCCAAAACCUUCCCCCCACACACACACGGCGGAACUGAACUCCCCUGGUUUUGUGCGUGUGUGUCGCCUCAUUCUCUUUUCUCUUACUCACCAGCCCACGAGCCUGACGCUCACAGGGGUCCUCACACACAGACACACACGGGCGAUAUUGUGCGUCCGAGAGGGAAACUGCCUCGUCAGGUCGGGAAGGAAAAGGCAUGAGAGGGAAUCGCUCACAGGGGAAUUGCCGGUUUCUCUGAGGAGACGGGCGCGUUAUGUUUUACACACAUUUCUGAUUCUGCUUCCCAACCGAGUCGGUUUUGAGAUACAUCCUCCAUGUAAUCAUUCCUAGUCCAGGGGACCAGUAGCAGUCUCAGCACGGUUCCCACCUCCUCCUCCUCUGGUCUUCAUCCCCCAGACCGGCCGGCGCGCUCCCUCCCUCGUUCUCCGACCUCCUUGCGCGGUUGGGUCCACUUCGCGGACGUGGUGGUUGCUCUCGUCUGCACAUACACCCCGUCACCCUCCGCGUGCAAUGCUGUAUUUGCUUAGCGAGAUGAGGCCGGGGGUUUCCUGCUCUUGGGAUACAGCCUAGCGGGAAGAGUCAGGUUUAAAGCUCCAGACUGAAGGAGGAGGUGGCAAAAGAAACUCUGAAAAAGGAACCAUUGGGAAUAUUUUUAAUUCCUUCCUUGAAAUCCGACUGGAUUUUGGAGCAGAUCAUUUUUUGAAAGCACUAGAAGAAGAUUUGGAAAAGAUAAAGACUCUCAUCCGCUUGCAAGCCUCUCAGUGUGAAACCAGUCUACCCUUAUUCACACCUGUAGUAACUGAUGGCCUAUGCUUUGACCUGUCUAGAAGGAGACUUUAUGAUCCAUAUUUUGAGUGGCUGAAGAGUGAAUUGGCACUGUGCUGUGAAGAGAGAAGUAUUGCUCAAGUGCAGAGUUCUCAAUGAACUGGAGUUUAUAUACUGCUUUGAAGCUUUUUGAGGGGGAAAAGCUGUCACGCUGUGUAGCUCAUAUAUUGUGAAUUCCAGAAUACUGAAGAAAAGGAACAGAGUUGAUAAUGAAAAUGGACAUGAAGGAUGCUGACAUGACUCUAUGGACAGAGGCUGAAUUUGAAGACAAGUGUACCUACAUUGUAAAUGAUCACCUCAUGGAAUCCAGCAUAGAAGGCUGCAGUAUAACCCAGGCUGAGUCUUCCUUGCCGAGGAACUUAAUUUUCAAAUAUGCAGGAAAUUGCAAAGAGGUUAUUGGAGUUAUUAGCAAAGAUAUUAUCCCCAAAGGAACACGCUUUGGACCCCUAGUUGGUGAGAUCUAUACCAAUGACACAGUUCCUAAGGAUGCAAACAGAAAAUAUUUUUGGCGGAUAUAUUCUGGUGGCGAACUUCUUCACUUCAUUGAUGGAUUUAAUGAGGAAAAGAGCAAUUGGAUGCGUUAUGUAAACCCAGCACAUUCUGUUCAGGAGCAGAACCUGGCUGCUUGUCAGAAUGGAAUGGACAUCUACUUUUACACUAUUAAACCCAUACCACCUGGCCAGGAAUUGCUCGUGUGGUAUUGCCGGGACUUUGCAGAUAGGUUACACUAUCCUUCCACUGGAGACCUGGUGACGAUGAAUAUCGCACAAAGCCACAUUAGUCCAAAGCAGCAAACUAAUGACAAAGAUGAACUUUAUCAGAAAAACGUUCCCAGAAGAGAACACAGUGUGAAGGAAAUCCUGAAAACUGAUUCCAGUAAUCCUAAAGGAAGGGACUUAUUUUAUAGCCACAUUUCUCCACAUAUUCAAGAAAAAGCUUUGGAGGGCUUGAGAAAAAAUUGUAGCCCUGAAAGGCCUUUCUAUCCCCGCAUUGUCUACCCAAUCCGACCGCACAUUCCAGAUGAUUACUUGAAGGCUUCUGUAGUUUAUGGGAUUGAGAGGCCUAGUUACAUUGCCAACUCACCAAUCCAAUCUUCUACCACACCAAGUCCCACAGCAAGAAGUAGUCCAGACCAAAGUUUCAAAAGCUCAAGCCCUCACAGUAGCCCUGUUACAGUUUCACCCUUAGCUUCUAUGACUCAAGAGCACAGAGAACCUUAUCCUUACUUGAAUGGACUCUAUCACUCAGAAGGAUUGGGGGCAUAUUCCGGGUAUGCACCCUCGAGCCAUCUCCCACAAACCUUUCCCUAUCCCAAAUUUCUGAUACCACCAUAUGGCAUGAGCAUCAACAAUUUUAAUCUCUUUCCAAGGAUGUAUCCUUUUUACAACAGCCUACUCAGUGGAGGGAGCAUCUCUAAUCAUAUGCUGAACUCAUCAGGUCUUCCAAGUUCCUUGCCAUCUGAUGGAAACCGCCAACUAUUGCAUCCUGACCAUCCAAGGGACUUCCUCAUCCCUGCACAUAACAGUGCCUUCUCCAUCACAGGAGCUGCUGCCAGCAUGAAAGACAAGCCAUGUAGCCCAACUAGUGGAUCACCCACAGCAGGCACAGCAGCUACUUCAGAACACAUCAUGCAACCUAAACCUACCUCAGCAGUAUUGGCUGCCACCAGCAGUGAAGAAGCCAUGAAUCUUAUCAAGAGCAAGCGAAAUAUGACUGGAUACAAAACCCUUCCAUACCCACUGAAGAAACAGAAUGGUAAAAUAAAGUAUGAAUGCAAUGUCUGCUCCAAAACCUUUGGUCAGCUCUCUAAUCUGAAGGUUCACCUUCGAGUACACAGUGGAGAAAGACCAUUCAAAUGUACUACUUGCAAUAAAGGGUUCACUCAACUGGCUCACCUCCAAAAGCACUAUCUGGUACACACAGGAGAAAAGCCCCAUGAGUGUCAGGUCUGCCAUAAACGAUUCAGCAGCACAAGCAACCUGAAGACCCAUCUGCGGCUCCAUUCUGGAGAGAAGCCUUAUCAGUGCAAGCUUUGCACUGCUAAAUUUACCCAAUUUGUGCACUUGAAACUGCACAAACGACUCCACACCAGAGAGCGCCCGCACAAGUGUAUCCAUUGCCAUAAGAGCUAUAUCCACCUUUGUAGCCUCAAGGUCCACCUGAAAGGCAACUGCCCUGUUGUUCCUGCAUCCCACCUUUCUACAGAGGACCUCAAUCGGAUCAAUGAAGAGAUUGAGAAAUUCGACAUUAGUGACAGUGCAGACAGGUUGGAUGAUGUUGAGGACAAUGUUGACAUGGCAUCUGUAGUAGAAAAAGAAAUACUUGCUGUGCUUAGAAGAGAGAUAGAAGGAGCUACUCUUAAAGCAUCAUUACAGAGGAACCUGGGAAAUGGACUAGUUUCCUCAGGAUGUAAUCUUUAUGAAUCGUCGGAUAUGUCAAUUGUGAAGUUGCCUCAUGGUUAUCCACUACCUCGGGUACCUAUAAAGGUCAAGCAAGAAACAGUUGAACCAAUGGACCCUUAAAUGCUGUAGGAUGUGCAUGCCUAUGUAUGCGUGUGUGAGAGAGUAUGUGUGUGCGCGCUCAUGUGCAUACUUACAUGUGCAUUUGUAUGUAUGGCAACCAAGUAAUUUUUUUUUAAUUUAUGACUUGGCAAGUCAGGGUGCCUGUAGCAAUUGCUUGUAUAUAGUGUCAAUGCUGCAAAGCAAUCUUGGCUUACAGUAGUUUAACUCCAUUUGAAAGAAGGAACUCCAAAGUUAUAUUCUCAGGGCAUGAAAAGAGGCAAGGACUGUAUAUUACCUCUCCUACUUCCAAAAAAAGACAAUCUUUUAUCCAUAAUCAUUUUCCAGUAAUAAAUCAUAAUUUAUUAAUUAUAAUUUAACAUUCAAAAAGCAAUAGAUAGAAAAUAUUUACAAUGAUGGGAGAAUUCAUUGUAAGGUUGAAUAUAAAUAUUCAGAUAGAUAUUGUCUUGUGAUGAUUCUUUGUAGAAUUUCUUCCUGUAGAUCUGUUUAAAAAAACAAAAAAAAGCCUUAAAUUGAACAGGAGUACAGGAGGAGGGAAGCAUAGGGGGGAAAUGUUACAUUCCUGAUUUAGAAAUGAGGUUUUUGUUUUGCCAAAGGUAAAUCCUAGAAAUUCCUUUAGUUGGGACAGUGCUGUGUUACUGAAUGAAGUGGGAAGAAAUGUGAAAUUACCCCAAAAUAUAUGCAGCAGUCAAAGAGAUAAAGUCAUACUGGUAUAGGGACAGAAAAGAGCGAUGAGAGGGUUUUUCCAUCUACAGUACAUCUCGUGUUUCAGAUGCGUGGGAAAGUAAAAUCCUCUGCCAGAAAUAAUGCAUCAGAUAGGUUUUUAAAACAAACAUCUUAUUGUUCAUCAUAAAAUUUAGGGCAAUAGUUUUACAAAAUUACUUAUUUUUCUUCUUCUCACAAACUGUUUGUAUAAGUAUGCAAGGAAUAAUACCCCAAAGAUGCUGCCUGAAAAAGAGAGUAUUGCUGAGAUUUUUUGCCAGUGGAGUUCAAUGGGGGAAUCUGAUUUCUAGGUUCCCUGGGAAAGAUGUGACAGGUUUUUUUUCUUUCCCCUCCCCUUCCACCUAUCCACUUGGGUGGAAGUUGUUAACAAAGUCCUUUCUUGGCAUACUCUAUUGGGGUUUUCCCCCCCCCUUUCCCUGUAUGACUCAAGAUUUCUCUCAGUAUUUGUAUUAGUACUUUUUGUGGUUAAUUUAAUUAAAGAUGAAAAGGGCAUUGCAAAGUUGCUGAACAACAGUUACCUCAUUGAGUGUGUCCAGUGGUGCAGAAAAAGUUGUUUUAUCUCAUGCUUUGCUACUUUAGAGAAUAAACCAAAAUGUGCAGAGGAGAAGAUAGAAUGCACAUUCUGUUCUUUUUUGUAAACCUUUUUUGUUUUGCUAAGCCCAAAGAUAACAUGUCAGCAUACAAGAUGUAGCAAAGCAUACAUGUAUAUUUAUAGAUAUGUAUACCAAUAUACUGUGUGUGUGCACGUGUAUAUUAUAUACCACUUAAGUUUGUGAGCCAAACCUUAUUACAAAAUCUAUUUACAUAGUUUGCUUCACCCUCCAAUGAGAUGAAUUAUCUCCAAUCCAUAUUGCUGUGCUAAAGACUUACAUGGCACAGUAUUUUUUCCUUAGUCCUGCAAACUGUUACUCACAAGCUACUUAUCCACAUAUUAUAUUAUAGAUUCCCACAGAAUUCUAUGUUGAUCCCCCUCAUUUUCUUGCUGAGGACUUUUGACUGUGGGGAAGAAAAACACAGUGGAGAAAUUUUUGCUGAAAAAAUAAAAGAAACUAAAUCUCACUCACCUAUGUAUGGUAUAAAUAUGAUACAGAAUGGUAAUUCAUUUUAUUGUUAAGUCUGUUGACUGGAUCAAUAAAUUGAUUCACUGAUAGAAUACAGAGUGGUAAAAAUAGAAUGAGCUGUUUAAAUGUUCUGAGAAGUCUGCUGAAAUUUCCUCUGCUUCUUAAAAAGUUGCAUGAUCACAUAUAUUUAACAGGAAUAACAGCGUUAUUACACAUUUCUACUAUGUGUAUAUAUUCCUAUCUCAUCAUAGUCUCCAGGAAUUAGACUGUUUCAGAAAUGAUAUCAAUCUAAUGCUGCCUUGUUUAAAAUACCAAACAUAUAUCUGACCUAAAAAUAGCCCAAGGAAAAUCUUUUAAAUAUAGCUUUUGAAGGAAGGACUACAGUUCAUUACAUUUCUGCUCCCGUAAAUUGUGAGGCAAACAUAUUUAAAUGUAGCAAUGUUUUAUAAAUGUAGGAUUUAACUUUAGGAUAAACCAAAGUACCACUAUCAUCACUGGACACACACUUGCUUUUAUUAAUUGCCUGUAGUGCUUUCUUGUAUUUGAUACAAAUUUUACAAAGAUUUAUAUGCAUCAGCUUUAAAAUUUGCUUCUUCUCUGUCCAAUCUUCUCCUCUCCAUUUAGAACCUUUACAUGUGAAUGUAGCAACGAUCAGUGUUUUUCUAAAGAACAGGCUCUGACCAAAGUUAACAGGCUUUUUACUUUCCUAGAACAAACUAUCUUAUGUUUACGUACUGGUUUACAUUGUUAUUUAUGUGCAAAAUUGUCAAAAUGUAAAUUAAAUAUAAAAUGUUCAUUGCUUUA
Molecule: messenger RNA, 6013 nt
Organism: Rhineura floridana
Lineage: Eukaryota; Metazoa; Chordata; Lepidosauria; Squamata; Rhineuridae
Gene: PRDM1
Product: PR/SET domain 1
Exons: 11
Coding region: 1116-3428 (770 amino acids)
Biological process (GO): regulation of transcription by RNA polymerase II; cell fate commitment
Cellular component (GO): cytoplasm; nucleus
Molecular function (GO): histone deacetylase binding; RNA polymerase II cis-regulatory region sequence-specific DNA binding; DNA-binding transcription repressor activity, RNA polymerase II-specific
Source: RefSeq, a predicted model, not a curated record